UAAAAACAUAAAAACCUGAAAAUUCUUACAAGACAUGGUAUAGGGAUUACUUUAACCGUAUUUGCUCAUGGGCAGGAGUUAGCAUUCAAGAUGGGCUCGGUAGAAGCUGACGCGAAGGAUGGAUUGUUCAACCCGGAUUCCGUGUCUGACAUAUCCCUAGAAGACCCAAUGGAGCUACUCAACGAACCCCGCGACUACGCGUACCACGCAAAGGCAGCUUCUUACCUAGUGUCACCUACCCGGCCCUCGGAAUCAUCGACCACUGCCCUUGAGCCGAACCUGAUAAGACGGUCUACAUCCUACAUCUUGACGCGGUCCGACCACCUGGCGAGCAACGUGGACAACUGGAUGGCUAACGAGGACCCUGUUGAAGAGAGAAGAAUUAGAAGACAUGCGAACGUAGUCAUACAAGCAAACCUGGCAGAGAAUCAGGGAGCUCUGGCAAGUUUUUGGUACAUGAUAGCAUUGCUGCCUUUGGUAAACCUCCACCGACAGGGAUGGUGCAGCCCAAGAAAUUCCAUCAUUAUAGUAUUGAAUACUAUCGACGUCUUCGUCACGUGGAUCAAACAGAAGGUUUCCUAUAUGCGAACACAGAUGUCUCGGGUAGAUCUCGAUCAGGUACUCCACGAUUGUUUCGUACUAGGGGUGGACAUUAUCCUGGCGCUGCAAACGUUCGCAUUUUUACUGCUUUCCUAUUACGCGGUCUCUUUAUAAGCAACAAAAAUCACUGCAAGAUAAUUUUUUUUAUUAAA
Molecule: messenger RNA, 752 nt
Organism: Cydia splendana
Lineage: Eukaryota; Metazoa; Arthropoda; Insecta; Lepidoptera; Tortricidae
Exons: 7
Coding region: 91-714 (207 amino acids)
Source: RefSeq, a predicted model, not a curated record